Rhagoletis pomonella (apple maggot) is the source of this 1666-nucleotide messenger RNA. RefSeq names its product trithorax group protein osa-like. The transcript has 2 exons. NCBI's taxonomy places the organism in Eukaryota, Metazoa, Arthropoda, Insecta, Diptera, Tephritidae. Bases 695 to 1651 code for a protein of 318 amino acids. The record is from RefSeq and is a predicted model, not a curated record.
GUGGUCGGGUGGUGUUGUGUCGUUUUAUGUACAUUCGUUUCAGUCGCGUAUCUUGUUUCUGACUUAAUUUCUACUACUAUUUUAUGAUGCAUCUUUUUAUUGCUGUUGUUGCAUGAAUAUUGUUGGCCGCUGGCCCGUUGUUGUCGUUGUUGUAAAAUAACCUCUGUGUCGUGUAGCUGGUAUCGUCAAUGGCUGCUGAUUCCGAUGAUUCUCUCUUGGUUUUAUUGUCUAUUUUGCCCUAUAACACCGAUUUGCUCCUUCUACUGGCCACACCAUAGAAAUACAUUUAAAAUUAAAAUAAAACUACAUACAAAUGAACAUAAAAAAAAACGCGAUUGAAAAAAGAUAAUAUCGACAUAUUCACAUUUGCACUUGGGUGUUGGCAAUUAAAAAAUCAUUUCGGAAUUAAUUCAUACUCGAAGUACAAACGAAUGUAUACACUUGCAUUGCCGAACAAAUAAGCCAAUAUGUAUAGACGAACUAAUAGCAGCGAAAGAAAUUUGUAAUGAAAAUGUUUUCCACAAUAAUCGCCAGAUCAAUACCUAUAAUAUUCGAACUUACUUCAAGUACAUAUUCCCAAAUCGACUAAUAUAACACAUCAGCGCAGUUGCAGCGGCCGUUGAAGGAAACCACAAGCCCCUUACAACAGCAACUGCGAACAGAAGAUUACACUUGGAUUGAGUCGAAACAAGUAAUGAAUGAGAAAAUAAAAUCACCCUCUGGGCAGGGUGGUGCAGCUGGAGGAGCCGGUGCAGGACCACCGAGCGGACCCGGCGGUACAGCCGGCUCUGGCGGACCUGGUAGUGGUGGUAAUGUUGGUCCAGGCUCCGUAGUUCCCGGUGGUCCAGCGACACCCAACUCAACAAUAGGCAGUGGACCGCCAGUUGGUGGUCCACCAGCAUCAAAUAACGGCAGUGAUCCACAACAACAAACAGUUCCACAUACAUAUGGACCGCCAGGCGGUGACCCAGCAGCGGCAAUAUCACAUUAUCAUCUACACCAACAACCGCAUCCACAACAACAUUUGCCCCAUCAACAGGGUGGUCCUGGUGGCCCUGGUGGCCCACAGAAUCCCGGAGAACAUCCACAAAAAGAUGAAUAUGGACAAAGUCCCUUGGGUGGACCGCCACCGGGUGGACAUCAUCCCGUUUAUGGACGUUAUCAUCAUCCAGAUCCAAACAUUGAUCCCUAUCGCUAUGGGCAUUCUCCCAUGCAGCAGCCACCACCCGGUGGUAAGCCGCAACAGCAACCGGGACCACCGACGGGACCUGGAGGCGGUAUAGCCUCACCAAGUCGACCACCACAACAACGAUAUAUUCCAGGGCAGCCACCACAAGGUCCUACACCCACAUUGAAUUCGUUGCUACAAUCGUCGCAUCCACAGCCACCACCACAACAUCGUUACGCAAAUAGCUAUGAUCCACAACAACAGCAACAACAAAUUCCACAACAGCAACAACAGGGCGGACCACAGGCUCCACACGGCCCGCCACCGCCACCACAUCAACCAUAUGGAACGCAACAAGGCUGGGCACCACCACCGCGUCCAUACAGUCCACAAUUGGGGCCCGCACAGGCCUAUCGAACACCACCACCGGUAAGUGGAAAGAGAAGCUUUUUAUAUUUGACAUUCAAAACAAUUACUCGCUGACUUGUCAAUUUCAUU